AUGGCUCCUCCAUACAACUACGUGGUGACGGCGCAAAAGCCGACAGCAGUGACGGAUGCACUUGUGGCUUCGUUCUCCUCGGCGAGUGAGCGCAACCUGAUUGUGUGCAAGACCACGCUCGUCGAGGUCUACACCCUUGCUCCGGCUGGCCUUGUGCCGUUGCUGGAGCUUCCGCUCUACGGCAAGGUGGUGUGCAUGCGGACGUUCCGACCAAUGGGCGCAGAGAAGGAUCUGCUUUUCCUCUUUACUGAUCGCUGCCGCUUCUGCCUCCUCAGCUACGACGAUGUCCGCGGCGAGGUGGUGACUGUGGCUGGUGGCAACCUCGAGGACAAGGUCGGCCAUCCGUCGGACGCUGGCCAGCUCUGUGCCAUUGAGCCGAGCCUCUCGCUCAUUGCGCUCCACUGCUACGAUGGCCUGCUCAAGAUUGUGCCCAUGGCCAACGGCGGGCAGAGCCUCUCCCAGGCCUUCAACCUGCGGCUGGAAGAGGUGUGCGUCCUUGACAUUGCCUUUGAUGCGGCACUCUCCACCGGCGACGGCCCACCGGUCCUUGCUGUUCUGUACAAAGACGCGCACGAAGCACGGCACCUCAAGACGUACCAGGUCCACGCGUCGGUAGGCGCCAAGAAGGAGCUCCGGCCCGGCCCGUACCAGCAGGCCGGGCUCGACGCCUUUGCCUCGCGGCUGAUUCCGCUGCCUGCGGAAGCCGGCGGUGGCUUUGUCAUCCUCGGCGAGUCGACUGUUGCCUACAAGUCUGGCGCCACCUUUGUCCAGAUCCCGCACACCGUCCCGUGCGCCUUUACCGCCUUUGGAGCUAUCGACGCCUCUGGUGCCCGCAUCCUGGUCGGCGACCACCUCGGAAACAUGCACGUUCUCCUGAUCGACAUUGCAAACGGAGCUGUCACCGGGCUCGAACUCUCGCUGGUGGGCAAGACGUCGAUCCCGUCGGCGAUUGUUUACCUUGACUCUGGCUUUGUCUUUGUCGGCUCGCGAUUCGGCGACUCGCAGCUUGUCCACCUCUCGUCCGAGCCGGUCGACGAGUCUGGCUCGUACGUCCAGGUUGCUGACGCCCACAUCAACCUCGGCCCGAUUUUGGACAUGACGCUUGUUGACGUCGACCGCCAGGGCCAGGGCGUGCUCGUCACUUGCUCUGGCGGCUUCCAGGACGGCUCGCUCCGCAUUGUCCGCUCGGGCAUCGGCAUUGCCGAGCAGGCUGUCCUCCCGGUCGAGGGCGUCCGUGGCUCGUUCACCCUGCCGGCCGUCGGCGAGCCGAACCUUGCCGCCUUUCUUGUUGUUUCGUUUGUCAACAUGACCAAGGUUCUCGCCUUUGACGGCGACUCGGAGCUCGGCGAGUACGCCGGUGACCUCGGUGGCCUUGUCGCCGACGCGCCGACCCUGGUUGCCUGCGGCGUCCGCGACGACACCUACCUCCAGAUCGUGCCUGGCGGCGUGCGCCUUGUCGACGCGACCUCGCUCGCGCUGCUCGGUGAGUGGAGCCCGGAGGCUAUGGGCGGGUCGUCGAUCUCGGUCGCCGCCGCCAACGCCAACUACGCUCUGCUGGCGGUCUCGGGCACCGACACCGACCAUGGCACCCUUGUCCUGCUUGCGCUCGAUCCGCGCGGAGCGUCGCCGCUCGCGGUGGCUGCCACGGUCGCACCCGACUCGGAAGUCGCCUGCCUCAACAUCGAUCCGCUCGGCGACUCGGGCGACGCCGCGCUGGCCGCUGUCGGCCGGUGGUCUGACUACUCGGUCCACCUCCUUGCGCUCCCCUCGCUCGAGCUUGUCGCGCCGCUCUCGCUUGGCGACGCGCAGGUCAUUCCGCGCUCGGCGCUCUUUGCCACGCUUGAGUCGGUCAACUAUCUGCUGGUCGGCAUGGGCGACGGCUCGUUGGUCUCGUUUGUGCUCGGCGACGACGGCGCAGUCACCGACCGCAAGGAGCUCAUGCUCGGGACCCAGCCGGUGACCCUGUUCAAGUUCCUUCACGCUCCGCCCGAGGCCGAGGUUAUGGGCGAGCCGGCAGCGGCGGCGCCAGUCGUUUUCGCCGCCUCAGACCGGCCGUGCGUCAUCUACUCGUCCGGCUCCAAGCUCCUCUUCUCCAACGUCAACACGCCCGACGUGGUGUGCAUGACCGGCUUCAACACCACGCCCAUCCCGGACGCACUCGUCCUUGUCACCGAGUCGGAGCUCAUCAUCGGAUGCAUCGACGAGAUCCAGAAACUGCACAAGACCUCGGUCCCGCUUGGUGAGAUGCCGCGCGCCGUCGUCCACCACACUCCGUCGUCCAACUACGCCGUCCUCACCGUCGCCGUUAGUGCCGACAACGCCACCGGCGCGCCCGUCAAGGUCUCGUACCUCCGCGUCCUCGACCCGGUCACCUUUGAGGAGGUCUCCUCGGCGCAGCUCGCGCCGCACGAGCAGGGCCUCGCCGUCGUCGCCGCCCCGCUCACCAUCCUCCCGGCGCCGACUCCGCAAGCCCUCGCCGAUGCCUUUGCCACCGACGGCGUUGUGCCCAUGGAGACCGCGUCGACGAGCAAGCCGCCGGCUGCCUCGCCUGCUGCCGACCCCGACGCCCCGGUCUACCUCGUUGUCGGCACCGGCAUCGAGUCGGAGGCUGGCCCCGGGUCCGACGGCACCGAGCGCGAGCGCGGGCGCCUCAUUGUGUACGAGCUCGCCAACAACCAGCUGGUCGAACUCGCUGCGCUCGAGGUGCCCGGCGUCAUUUACGCCAUCGCGGUCCUCCGCGGCCACCUCGUCGUUGCCGUCGACGCCACGGUCCGCCUCUUCUCGCUCGUGACCGGCCGCGGCGGCGCGCCGGUUCUCCGCCAGCAGGCCGUCUACCACGGCCAGAUCCUUGCUCUCUCGCUCCGCGUCCACAACGACGACACCAUUGUGGUCGGCGACCUCAUGAAGUCGCUCAUGCUGCUCCGCUUUGACGCCAAGGCUCGCGAGUUUGUCCAGCUCGCCAAGGACUACGCCGUCGCCUGGCUCACCGCCGUCGAGGUGCUCGAAGGGCCUGACGGCUCGGACGAGGUCGGCUACCUCGCCGCCGACAACUCGUUCAAUGUCAUCGCCCUUCAGCGGACAGCAGGCGCGUCCGCUGCCGACGACGACCAUCGGCUUCUCCGCGCCGGCGUAAUCCAUCUUGGCGAGUUUGUCAACACCUUUGUCCGCGGCUCGCUCGUCAUGCAGCAGGCCUCGGCCUCGCUCGGCAUCCUGCCCACCGUCCUCUACGGUUCGGUCUCGGGCGCCAUCGGUGUCAUCGCCGCCCUCCCCGAGGACCUCUACGUCACCCUCCUCCGCCUGCAGAACGUCCUCCGCUCGCGAACAACGCCGGCAAAGCACUUUGUCGAUGGCGACCUCGUCGAGCGCUUCCUCGAGCUCGAUCCCGCGAGCCGCAAGCGCGUCGGCGAGCAGACCGGCGACGAUCCGGCUGAGCUCGAGAAGCUGGUUGAAGAGCUCGCGCGCCGGCUGCAUUGA
Thecamonas trahens ATCC 50062 is the source of this 3474-nucleotide messenger RNA. Its product is annotated as DNA damage-binding protein 1. Gene Ontology annotation, cellular component: nucleus. Gene Ontology annotation, molecular function: nucleic acid binding; protein binding. NCBI's taxonomy places the organism in Eukaryota, Apusomonadida, Apusomonadidae. The coding region runs from base 1 to 3474 and encodes 1157 amino acids. The record is from RefSeq and is a predicted model, not a curated record. The transcript is spliced from 3 exons.